Molecule: messenger RNA, 2599 nt
Organism: Tupaia belangeri chinensis (Chinese tree shrew)
Lineage: Eukaryota; Metazoa; Chordata; Mammalia; Scandentia; Tupaiidae
Gene: SPMIP11
Product: sperm microtubule inner protein 11
Exons: 5
Coding region: 42-437 (131 amino acids)
Source: RefSeq, a predicted model, not a curated record
UCCAGCCUGGACAUUCCAGAAGAGGACCAGGAGCUGCUGAGAUGGCCUUCUUCAACUUAUGUCUUUUGGGAUAUCAAAAUCCCUUUCAGGACAAAAAAAGGGAUACAUGUGAAGAAACAAAUCAGAAGGAACCAGCGCCCACGAGAUUUCCCCCCAUUAUCUCAGAAGAUGGAAAUUACUCCGUGCACCAGAAUAGCCAUGCAAGGUACCAAGAAGCGGUACGGAAGGUGUUGUUAAAGACAUUCCCCAAUCAGGUCUUCAGAAUCCCCUUAACUGAUGCUCAGAACUUCAGCUUCUGGCGGUCCCAUGAUCCAGGAGUGCGACCAGAGGAAACCAUGCCAUGGACCCGGAACCCACGCCAUUGUCUCAUUAAAAGCCCAAUGACCAGGUUUGUGGACCACUCUAUUCUCAAUGACAGAAACUUCAGUCUGUACUGAGGCUGCAGAAGGAAAAGGAGUGCGAAGAGGCAGGGGUUAUACGGACAAAUCUGGGAGGACACACACUGGUCCUUACGACGCUGAAGGGCCUGGAGCAAGCGCACUCUCUGAAGACACUGUGGCUUCUGCUGGGUGAGAGAAAGUCCUCUCACCACAGACAAGCGAGGCCCACAGAGCCCUGGGGCAGGAGGAGGCCGUCUUCUGCACCAGAUCCUGCCACUUCUGAUCCAACCCAGAGCCCAGAAAGCUGCAGAAAACAGGGAAUUUUACAAAGAGUUUGAUUUUAUUGAUAUUUAAAUAUAUUAAAUAUUUCACUGAAAUACAUGGUACACCACCCACCCUCCCUCCCACAGUGGUUACAUUAUAAAACCAAAGCCCAGGGCCUCCCAUCCCCUGACUCCCCCACCGACGAGUGAGGAGAGGGGCAGUGGUAGCCCUGGGGAAGGGCAUGGCUGGCACUGUGGUAUGGGGAGCCAGGGUGUGGACAGGCCCUUCCCACUUGGCAAGAAGCAGAGACAAGUCACCCAAGGCUGAGGUCUCCCCACUCUGGUCUACUUACACCCUCACUCCACCCACAACACCAAGCAGCCCUUCCUAUACAGGGAUACAGCAGGGGGCAGGGGAGUCCAUUUUCUGUCUGAACCAACUAGACUUUUCCCCUCUUUCUGCCUUGGCUAAUGAAGUGCCCGAUGGUCCGUUUGGUGGAUCUGUGAAGAUCCCUCAAGGCAGGCAGUACUGAGCCAGAAACCAGGCCUCUGCAGGCAGCUGGCAUCAGAAGAGGCAUGAGGAAGGCCAAGAGCACUACCUGCUCCCUCUACUCCCCAAACCCAGCAACUCCAGGGACUCUUUCUUCUAUGCCUCCAGUCACUUCCAAGACAAAAUGAGCUUCAACCAAAACUCAAGCGAAUGCCUCUGGCUUAAUAAGUACAGACAGAAGAACCAAGGCACCUACUAAUUCAGUCCAGAGUCAAGGAGGUCGCAGGGAAAGGUGUAAAGGAAGAUAAGAGAAUCUAGAGACCAAUCUAAACACUUCUGCCAGCCUUGGUAGGCUUGACAAGGACGGGGGAGCCAGGGACAUGCUAGAGUCAGGCUGAAGGCUGGAGAAAGCCAAGUCUAAGGUUCCCCUGCCCCAUCCCCUAGUACCAGUAUCUGGGUCCUCAGAGGGAUCCCAUGGCAUACCACAUCCCAGAACAAGCUGGGGAACCCAGGAAACUCCUGCGCCUCUGCCCACCAAACCCCAGACAGUUCAUGUGCAUGGAGCACUGGGGCUCAAGCAGGGAGACAGUCAUGCUGCACGUGAGGCCCCCAAACGGCACUUAGGGAUUUGGCACAGAAAGGACUCUUCUCCCCAGGGCCACCCUCCUUUGGCUACCACACCCCAUCUCACUCCCGUGCAACCUGGCAUCUCUCUACAUCCCCUGAAAUAGGAAACCCUGCCUUAGUCCCAGAAGCUGGCAGCCCACAAGAGAGAGGCGACCCAGGGUGCAGCACUGAGGAGCAGGAGCACAAGGACACACACAGACCUGGAGAACAGAUACUCACACGAAGACCAACAUGCAUACACUGCUACACAAACACACAGGCCCUCCCUUGUGCCAGGGACUUGGGAGGACAGGUCUGGGGUCAGGGUCAUAUUCUCCCAUGCCCUGACCCUUUUCUAUUUGGCAACAGAAGGGGUAGAGCUGUUCAUGCCUCCUGGCCAGCAGAGAGCAAGAGAGCACUGGGGCAAAGUGAUCUAACCCUGGCCACGUCCAGGUCCCCACACAGGGUCUGGCACCAGCCCCUCCCUGGCUGGCCUGCUCUCUUUGGCACCUGCAGGUAAACUUCCAGCUCCCGAUCUUCUGAUAUCCCACACACGUGUGUGCUUUCUGGCUGGGCAUUUUCACAGUACCAGUGAGGCCAGACACCCCUUUCCCUGGAGCAUGCAGGAACUGGGGCUAAAUCUGAGCUGUCAGAGGUCCCUUUGUUCCCCUUUGGGGACAGAUCAUGGGACUAGGAUUUGGCAAAUAGAAACAUUCCCCUGAAGUAUAGAUAGAACUGGGUCCCCAAGGCUUCUCCCUCCUCUGCCCUGUGCCUAAGAGGAACACCCGGCUGAGGCAGGAGGGUGCCCAGGACCAGUGCUGGGAUGCAGGCACAGCAAAGGCAAGAACAGGCACUCCUCG